Laetiporus sulphureus 93-53 is the source of this 1536-nucleotide messenger RNA. RefSeq lists its product as uncharacterized. Gene Ontology annotation, molecular function: carboxy-lyase activity. Lineage: Eukaryota; Fungi; Basidiomycota; Agaricomycetes; Polyporales; Laetiporaceae. The transcript is spliced from 15 exons. The coding region runs from base 1 to 1536 and encodes 511 amino acids. The record is from RefSeq and is a predicted model, not a curated record.
AUGGCUUUGACGAGGUCUCGGGCAACUUCCAGCCGCACAACUUCGGACGCGGCGGCGAAGAGAAUGAUGCGGUCAUCGCGAAUGCACAGGACGGCAGCGGGUGAAGGCCAGGAGAUUGGCUUUAGACUUGCAAUGGUAAUGUCCAUGGCAGUUGAUGACUUUGUAGAGGAUCACCCAAAGACUGAUUGGGUCGGCAACUGCAACGAGCUGAAUGCCGGAUAUGCCACCGAUGGCUAUGCGCGAGUGGAGGAGACCAGCAUCAGUUCCCAUUUCAGCAGCUUUGGUGUCGGAGAGCUCAGCACGACUUAUACUAUUGCCGGAGCAUGUUCCGUCCUUCACAUCGUCCGUGUACCGAGUACUUCGCAGCAGAAGAACAAGCCAAUGCUUCUCCAUACUCUCGGUGAUGGACGUGAUGAUGCAUACUUCCGCGCUGCCGGGCAGUUCACCAUUGCCGCAACAAGCCUCGAGUCCAAACUGACGGCUGCUGCCAAGAUCGAUCGUGUCUUGACUGAAUGCGUCGUCCACGCCCGUCCCGUGUACCUUAUGCUUUCGACCGACCUCACAUACGAACGCAUUCCUGCGUAUCGCUUGAAGACGCCUCUCCGUGCCGAGCUACUCGCAAACGAUCCUGACGUUGAGGCAUUCGCACAGGACAAGAUUGUCAGGCUGGUCGACGAGGCUUUACGUGACCUAGUCAAGCGGACGGGAUUCCCCGCGUACGCUGCGCCAAUGGGCAAGGUCGCUAUCUAUGAGCACUACCCAGAGAUCAAGGAAAAGGUCGGGAAUGCGAAAUUCAUCCUCUCAUUUGGUGCGCUCAAGAGCGACUUCAACACUGGUUACUUUACAUACCAUAUCCCUGCGGGCCGGACCAUCGAGCUGCACUCCGCGAGCACUACAGUGCAGUUUGCUGGGUUCCCAGGCAUUGGCAUGAAGCAUCUUCUACCUAAGCUUACUGAAUGGUUGCGGCCCAUGAAAAAGGGUGCUUUAUUGCUCCAGGUGCCGUAUUUCAAGUACCUUUGUCCGAAGGAGGACAACGAAGAUAUUACGCAGUCCUGGCUCUUUGGUGUGCUCGAGGUGCCAUUCCCGUCGGAUGCGAUGUUCAUCAGCCAGAUCGUGCGGGGUUCGAUCGAGCAACUCACUGUGCAGGAGCUGUCCGUGAUGCUCCGCUCACACAUGAAGCCUAUCAUUUUCGUGCUCAACACAGUGGGUAAACGAUCGAGAGGUAACCUGCGCAGUAUGCAGUGCAAGUACAACGACAUCUCAAACAGGAGAUGGACGAAACUGCUCGAGAUUCUUGGCAGUGAGGAGGGCAAGACCUGUCAGUCAUACGAGAUCUCCACAAAGACGGAGGUGUCGAAGCUGCUGGACGACCCGAAGUUCGCCGCGGCGGAGAAGUUUCAGCUUGUCGAGCUGAUUAUGGACCCGCACGAUGCGCCGCAGGCUCUGAAGCGCCAGGCAGAGCUCAGCGGCAAGACUAACCGUUACUUCGUGUUUCUGAAUAUCAUGUCUGCGUUGGCCGUGAGUAUCCGACCGUGA